AUGGUUCAAGGAUGUGGUAACAAAUGCGUCAAGUACUUUUUCUGGCUCAUCAACUUUCUGUUCUUUGUUCUUGGGGCAAUAAUCGUCGGGCUCUCCAUAUGGAUGCUAGUGGACAAGAAUUCUCUGAAUACGGUGGCAAGUACAGUGAAAGUUGAUCUCUCCCAAAUUUUGAGUCAAGUGAAUAUUCAACAGCUCAACUCGUUCCUCUACGUUGCGAUCGUAAUCGGAGGGGCUCUUCUGGUUCUCGGAUUCUUCGGUUGCUGUGGAAGUUGCUGCGAAAGCAUCUGUGCUAUUUCCAUCUACUUCAUCUUGGUCCUCAUCCUCUUCGUUGUUGAAGUCGUCGCCAUCGUUCUCUACUUUGUUAACAAGACUAACCUUCAACAAGGGUUCCAAACUAUUUGGCGCGACGAACUGGUUUCAAAGUAUAACACUCAACAACAGAUUCACCAAGUGCUCGACCAAAUCCAAUCUAGCCUUCAAUGCUGUGGAGCUUCUGGAUGCAGUGACUACAUACCCUACGGAGCAUUCCCAACCUCCUGCCAAUGUGCAACUAUCCAACAAGCUGGAUGCGCUACUGUUAUCUGGAACUCAUUUGAAAGCAGCCUGAUUUACGUCGCCUUCGUUGGAAUCAUCAUCCUUUUUGUCGAGCUGCUUGCGAUGAUAUUCUCUUGUAUCAUUAUUGGGGCCGUCAAAGAGAAACGCUCCCAAGCUUAAAUAAUUCAAUUGGUCUUUGUACUUGUUUAUGCUUGGCCGUGUUUCACGUUUUGGUCAUGAGCCAUGAGUUUUCAAUUUUAUCAACAAAAACAUUUCAAACGAAAUUAAGAACACUAGAACUAAC
Molecule: messenger RNA, 838 nt
Organism: Caenorhabditis elegans
Lineage: Eukaryota; Metazoa; Nematoda; Chromadorea; Rhabditida; Rhabditidae
Gene: tsp-6
Product: Tetraspanin
Exons: 6
Coding region: 1-714 (237 amino acids)
Cellular component (GO): plasma membrane; membrane
Source: RefSeq, marked reviewed